GCCCUAAACCUUCAAAACCUCCUGAAUCUCCCCCUACAUCUCCAUCUUCACAUAAUACACCUCUCCCUACACCUCCACCUUCACAUAAUACACCUCUCCCUACACCUCCACCUUCCAAUAACACGCCUCCCCCUACACCUCCACCUUCCAAUAACACGCCUCCCUCUACACCUUCACCUUCCAAUAAUACGCCUCCCUCUACACCUUCGCCUUUCAAUAACAUGCUUUCUCCUUCCGAUGAUGAUCAUGUCUUUGUUAAUAGUGACGAUUUAUAUGAUUUACUUAAUGAUUUAUAUUCGGAGGGAAUAAAACCUGAUGCUAAUGCUCGUGAUUUAUAUCAGGAUGAAAAAAAUUUCCUUGAACACUUGUUCGAAAAGGAACACUCGCUCUUUAAAUUAAAUAUCCUUACCGCUACUUCAUCAAUGCCAUGUCCAUACGAGAAUACUUUAGGGCAUUAUUGUCACAUGGGAUGUAUUGUGAGACAUAAAAAUGCCUAUUAA
Racocetra fulgida is the source of this 500-nucleotide messenger RNA. Lineage: Eukaryota; Fungi; Glomeromycota; Glomeromycetes; Diversisporales; Gigasporaceae. The record is from the annotation of a GenBank genome assembly.